Molecule: messenger RNA, 2505 nt
Organism: Seriola dumerili (greater amberjack)
Lineage: Eukaryota; Metazoa; Chordata; Actinopteri; Carangiformes; Carangidae
Gene: mgat1a
Product: mannosyl (alpha-1,3-)-glycoprotein beta-1,2-N-acetylglucosaminyltransferase
Exons: 3
Coding region: 556-1887 (443 amino acids)
Biological process (GO): protein N-linked glycosylation
Cellular component (GO): Golgi apparatus
Molecular function (GO): alpha-1,3-mannosylglycoprotein 2-beta-N-acetylglucosaminyltransferase activity
Source: RefSeq, a predicted model, not a curated record
ACUCUACCCAGGAAGUCGUCGUGUUACUUUUUCUCCUCCUCCUCCUCCUCCUCUUCUUCCAGGCUUGCGAGAAACAAGACAAACUAAAGCGGGGUGAAGUAGUUGCCUUAGUGGGCGGAAAACUAGCGACAGGGCAUUUUUUUUACACCGACUCCACCCGAGCUGACGGUUUCUGCCGUUCAACUUUUGCCGGUUGUCAUCGAAGAAACGGGGGAAGAAAUGGCAGCAGGAGGGAGAAGUGGUCGCACUGUCACGAUGGAAGAGGAUAUUGAAAAUUGAGAAUCUGCCAGAAUCACAAGUUAACUCCAGGAUGAAUUCUGCCCCUCCUCAUGUUUCAUCCACCCUCACCUUCAUUGACACUGUGUUGUGUCCUUAUAACUUUAGUAACUGCACAGUGAGCCAACAAGGUGCGACUCCACAUCUCUGAUCAUGCACUUGUGAUGUUACACAGGCUGCCCAUCCCGUAUCCCAUUCCUAUUGUCUGUAACAAGGACAAGUCUUUCUAUUCAGACCCUGUCCUCCUGACCCCCCUCCCUCUCUUUGAGUUUCUGGGCCAUGCUCCGCAAGAGAGGCUCCCUCAUUCUUUGUGGUACGUUCCUGUUUAUCACCUGGAACGCCAUACUGGUGCUUCUGCUGUGGGGCAGACCUCCACCUGGGCAGCCGGGUGAGCCUGGCCAAGAGCAGGGGGAAGAGGCUCAAAAUCCUCCUAAUGAUGUGGUGGGAGAUGUGCUCCGAAUGGCAGACACAUUCGAAGCAGAGCUUGAACUGCAGAAAGAAAUCCUGAUCCAGAUCCAGAGUCACCAGUCACUGUGGGAGCCAUCAAACAGAAACAAACCGAAGCUCAAGGUCCCCCAUGAGCCUGUCAUUCCUAUCCUGGUUAUCGCCUGUAACCGGGUCACUGUGAGGCGCUGCCUGGACAAACUCCUGCAGCACCGUCCUUCAGCAGAGCUUUACCCAAUCAUAGUGAGUCAGGACUGUGGACACGCCGAAACUGCUGAGGUGAUCCGUUCUUAUGGAAAUCAAGUAACUCACCUGAAACAGCCGGACCUGUCGGACAUCGCUGUGCGGCCAGAGCACAAGAAGUUUCAGGGUUACUACAAAAUCUCCAGGCAUUACCACUGGGCUCUCAACCAAGUGCUCAAGACCCUUUCUCACUCCUCUGUUGUGAUUGUAGAGGAUGACUUGGAGGUGGCGCCAGACUUCUUUGAGUACUUCCGAGCCUCGCUGUCACUCCUGAAAUCCGACCCCAGUCUCUGGUGUGUGUCAGCCUGGAAUGACAAUGGCAGGGAUGGCUAUGUGGAUCCUGGCAAGGCUAACCUGCUCUACCGGACAGACUUCUUUCCUGGUCUAGGGUGGAUGCUACUCAGGGAGAUGUGGGAGGAGUUGGAGCCAAAGUGGCCUGCUUCGUUCUGGGACGACUGGAUGCGUCAGCCAGAGCAGCGCCGCAACCGUGCCUGUAUCCGCCCAGAGAUCUCACGGACUUUAACGUUUGGCCGGCAAGGUGUGAGUCUGGGUCAAUUUUAUGACAAGUACUUGCGUUAUAUUAAACUGAAUACCGAAUUUGUGCCUUUCACCAAGUUAGACCUGAGUUACUUGAAGGAGGAGACGUACAGAGAAACUUUUCAGAAGGAAGUUUACAGUGCUCCCGUUGUUACAUAUGAAGAUGUUAAGCAGGGGAAGCUAAAAGGACCCGGGCCCUUCCGCCUUCAAUACUCAAGCAAGGACAGUUUCAAAGUGAUGGCCAAAAACCUGGGAAUCAUGGAUGACUUGAAGUCUGGAGUCCCAAGAACCGGAUACAGAGGAGUUGUUAGUUUCAUCUCCAGAGGAAGGAGGAUCUACUUAGCCCCUCCUCCAGGAUGGACCCAGUAUGAUCCGACCUGGAGCUGAUAAUCCAGGAGAAAGCCUAUGUACACUAGCCUUUUUGUAAUCUCUAAAUAUCAACUGGGGAGAGCAUUCCAGACCAAAGAGUGAUGUCCUUAAACUUUCUCUUGGAUCGAAUGAUAUGUACUCUAGUUCAUUGUCUUUGAUAAUGCAGAAUGGAUUGUCCCUCUUUCUGGUGUAGGGAUCUUUGCCAAUACUACUCAGGUCUUUUUCAUUAUUCCAAAACUUUUCUUAAAGUGUAGGAUGCAGCCUAAACAGAUUGUUAGACAAAACUGCUGUAAUUCACCAGAGAUCUAUUUUUAUAUUAUGCUAAUUGUGCACAUGACAUUCAUUUAUGCAUUCAAUGCAAUUACCUAAUUUGCCACUUUUGAUUAAAUUAUUUGCAAUUUCUGGUAGCCUAUAUGAACUGUUUAUGUCUGGUAUAAAUAUGAAAUCAUAAUCUGUGGUAUGGUUGCUUAUGGUGUUGGUCACAACUGCAGUAUAACCUGUCAUUUGAUUCUUGUUUUUGUGGUUCAUUAAAAUCAGUUUUUCCUGUCAAAUGAUUCUUCAGUGUUGUAAUCCUUGCAGUUUUGUUACCUUACAAACUGCAACAUUUAUGUGUUUGUAUAUUUUUGGAAUAAAAAA